This is a messenger RNA of Talaromyces proteolyticus, 1907 nucleotides long. RefSeq lists its product as uncharacterized. The transcript is spliced from 4 exons. Bases 384 to 1451 code for a protein of 355 amino acids. Lineage: Eukaryota; Fungi; Ascomycota; Eurotiomycetes; Eurotiales; Trichocomaceae. The record is from RefSeq and is a predicted model, not a curated record.
GUAAAAUGAAGCGUCUCCCAGAGUAUCUUCAAAUGUCGAUCGCGAAAGGCUAGGCUACAAAAGAAAAUUACGUUGCGGGUACGGUCCUGUAUUAAAAGAUAACGCGAACUGGAUAAUGGGUACAAUUCCGGUACUCGUGCGGGACAGUUGGGCUUAUCUACAAAUGGAGCUCGAUAUCCUUAGUUGGUGUGCUAGGAUCUGUAACCUGGUGUGCCUUAGAUGAGGCACAAUUGACUAGGGUGAAUGUUGGCUUCCAUUGUACCCAGUGCAAUUUUUCCAAACUCCAACACACCCUUUUCGCUUGCAGUGAUGGGACUUAAUAUUCGUACUCCAGGAAAUCUUUCUUACAGUGCAUUCUCCAUAACGAAUACCGCUAUGUAAGCAUGUCUACUUCAGCGAGCUUCAACCGAGAAUUCCGAACCGAAACAUGGACACUCUACGGGGUGGGGGUAUUUCUUACAAUGCUUCGACUGGUUGCGCAAACUCGUAAGCUCGGUAUAAACGGCCUGCGCGCUGAUGACUGGGUCGUCACGACGGCUAUUCUGUGGUAUACGCUUCUAGUCGUAUCGCUCAACCAGGUCGUAUUCGGUGGAGGUUCGAAUUACAUGACCCCAGAGGAGAUCGCCGGGUUGACCCCAGAGACUCGGCUGGCUCGAACCAUUGCUAGCAAGUGGGUGCUGGUAUCAGAAGAGAUGAUGAUACUCUCUGUCUGGACUUGCAAACUCUGCAUGCUCUUCAUAUAUCGGCGCCUGACGCAAGGCUUGCACCAAAUGGUCAUCAUCAAUGUCAUUUUUGCCUACGUUGCUGUAGGGUUCGUCGCUACUCAGAUCGCCUUGUUCGCCGAGUGUCGGCCCUUUUCAGGAUAUUGGUCCGUUCCCGCCAUAUCUGACCAAUGCUGGUCAUAUUACAGUUUCGAGAUUGUCGUUGCUACCUUCAACAUCAGUUCUGAUGUGGCCGUCCUCGUCAUCGCCAUUCCCCUCAUCAUCAACCUUCAUGUUCCCAUCCAGCAAAAAGCCAUCCUCUGUAUUGUUUUCGGUAUGGGUUUCUUCGUCAUUGCUGCCGCCAUCCUGACCAAAGUUUUCUCCCUCGAUCCCAAUCUCGUAUCUUAUUCGUAUCUCAACUGGUACUUUCGCGAAGCUUCGGUGUCAUUAUAUGUCGUUAAUCUUCCCUUGUUGUGGGCCCUAUUCCGCGACAUAUUUCCCUCUGCUAGGACAUGGGGAUAUGCGCGAACGACGGGGGAUAGCACCAGACCGUCGAACAACAAUAACCUCAUGAGCUCAGGGACCCAGAGUAAAAACGAUGUGCCUUUAUCCAACCUAGAGAGUUAUACGGACGAAGAACUGGAUACGUACUCUGCCCAUCACAGCGAGGAACGUAUCAUUCCGCUAUACAGAAGUAAAAAAACGAAUUUAAAUACGACCGCUGAAUGCAGUCAUCACUCAUCUGGUUGAGUCAGCUCGGUUUUUGUCUUUCGAAACACAGCACGGACAAUAACAGCUUUUUGCUGUCAAAGUUACUGAGCAAUAUUCUCAUAACAACGCGGUCAGCACUAUCAGAUCACUGCACUUCAGGAGGGUUGUCCAAUCACCGGUGCGUGCUUCCACCACCAUGAAGAGAAGCAAAUAGCCAUUAGGCAGUGGUCAAGUUGCUAGCGGACUGGCAGGAUGCUAAAAGAAAAUCAAAUUUAUUUUCUAUGCUUUGAUUAUAAUAUAAUUCAAAAAGCCCUCCCAGUAUAUAAUAUUUUCAUAUAACGCAGAUUACUACAUAACAUUUACGUUACGGGCUAACCCCGAUUGUAUGCUUCAAGAGCAGAUUACAUACAAAAGAAUUCGAUAUGAAGGGAAAGAAAUCAAACGAACUUCUCUACCCGCUCCAAAGCUCCCUUUUUGUAUGCUCCUCGCAACAGA